AGGCACUCAGGCCAGAUGAAGAUAUUGUGUCAGUUGUUCCCAGAGCUGACAUUAGCGGAAAAUGUGUCGUCGCCAACACCAACAUUAAGGCCGGCACCCACCUUUUUACCUUAUAUGGAGACAAGAUGAGGCAGCCGACGCCCUACACCAUCCAGGUGGCCAGCCACUCCCACAUCCAUCCUGAGGGGAAACUCAUUUUUGUCAAUCAUUCCUGCAGCCCCAACACCCAGUUCCAGUACAGCCCGUCCUGGGACCUGUAUGCAGUCAAGGACAUCCUUCCAGGGGAGGAGUUAACUUUUGACUACACCACGACAGAGUGGCAAAUGGCCCAGCCCUUCCAGUGUAACUGCUGCAAUACCAAGUGUAUACACAAGGUCCAAGGGUUUUACUUCCUGAAUCCUGAACAGAAAGCAGAGAGAGAAGCAGUCAUCUCACCUGUCAUCAGAGAACAACUGGAGGAACAACAAACAAGCACAGAAUGACACAGUGUCAUGAUCAAGUCAAAAUAAUGGACACUAUAGAUGUAGGGUUCUUACCAGGGCAUAGCAUGGGGGCCCCUAUGCUGUGAUUUCGUAUCCCCAGUACUCUGUGAUUGGGCCUAAUUAUGUUUCAACCAGCAUAGUGAGCUUACCUGUUGUCUAAAGGUAAAAAUUGAUAGCUUUUUCUUCCUCAAAAUGCAGGAAAUAGACCAUUCUGAGGGUUGUAAAUAUCAAAUUAAAAAUUUCAGGGGGGGAUGCUCCCCUACAAUGCUCAUCCCUGUGUCUCACGCCAUCUAGCUUGGUCGUGCUAAUUAAGAUGUUCCCUUUCCUGUAAAAAAAUCCUGGUUAGAACCUUGCACUAAAAGGCACUAUCAGGGCUCGAAGUACUGGUGAACAUGCACUCUGGUGGCUUUUAAGCUCAGAGAGUAUGCCACACUUUUCUCUGUAUCCCAAUGUUUCAUCCGUGAAUGCAAAGAUCAAAUCCAUUCUCAGCCUGACAUCAAAAAUGUUAAUGAAUUUAGAGUUUCUAUAGCUCUGACGACCAGUUUUUGCACUGCCAUUGGUAAACAUUUUGUAGCUGUCAAUUUACUAAGAUUUUCUUUAAAGGUUCUUUGAAAUCAUACAUGUAUCUCCAAGUCACAUUCCAUCUAUAUUAAUAUGUCUUUAUUAAGAGAUGUAUAUUAAGGGUGGUUCUAAGAUUUUUAGUGACUUCAUGUGGUCUAAGAUACUAAACCACCUCAUAUACCUUAGAUCCUGUGGGCAAAGAUAGAAUGAUAUGCUAUGUUUUUGCUCUCAAUUUACUGUUUGAUUACAUAUCAUGAUAAACUGUAUCUGUUAAGGUCCUUAUAGACUUGUUUCAAAGUACAAUAAUUAUUCUAUUGUAUUGUAUUUUAUCUUACCUUUAUUUUGUUUUAUCUAUUUUGCUGGCAACAACGAGAGGCAACUACAAGCCUCCAACAAUAACAUAUUUACAUGGUAUAUGCUGCUUUUGUUUGACAUUAUAUUUAGAUAUUUAUUAUAUCAUUUCAACAUGACAUCACUCAGCCAGAGAGCUGAAAUCCUCUGCAAAGGUUGCACAGUUUCUGUAAUGCAAGUCCACUGUUAUCCACGAGAUAACCUUUAUCCAUUGAUUUUAAAACCAGUAUUUUAGGAAAAUUAAGUCAAUAGACAGUGGUUUCCAAUUGCAUCAAAAUAUUGCACCGUCAAUCAACUUCCCUAAAUACCCGGUUUAAAGAAACAACGGAUAUAGGAUUACCCCACAGAUAAAGGUGUUCUAGCGUGUGCCAACGAUAGUUCCAUUCUUUACCAUUUUGGUGAAAUUUAAGUGUGAUGAGUCAGGAAGUUAAAGUGACUUGGCAGAGGUAAAUAACAAACAAAACUCAGGAGUUUGAAUUUUUUGCCUUCAACUCUCAGGAUAAGUUUUUCUUUUCCAGGUUGCUUUUAUUUUCCUGACUGAUUCUUUAACUGGUAUAGUAUUUCCAGUACAUGUACAUACAUACAUAUGUGUAUGUAAUUUUGAUGUAUUUAGCAUUUGUUGAAAAUAUAUAACAUUUGUAAUGUGCUGAGCUGUCAUUGAAACAAUGAUAACGAUACCAAAAAUUGUGCUUCCAUCGGCAUAAAUGAUCAGUGCCUCUAAACAACAAUGCUAUCCCUUAUAUAUACUAGUAUAUGAUGUGAAGCUUUCCACUAUGUGAUAUAUGAAGAAGUUUGUGACAUUAUCUUGCAAACGUUUUGUACCAGGUGAUUUCCGAUUCUAGUUUUUUUCUUUUCUUUGCAAUGUGAGAAAUGACAUCAAAAUAUGAUAGACACUUAUAGAUAAGUAAUGUUAGGUAUGAACACCUUUGAGAAUUGCAAACAAUCAUGUUUUGUUCAUUGAAAAUUUACUGUAAUGUUAGUUUUUAGUCAUAACUGCUGUGGCCUGUUUUUGUAGAAGUUGCAGUGAUUUUUUGCAAUUAACUUGACAUUGAAAA
Molecule: messenger RNA, 2449 nt
Organism: Branchiostoma floridae (Florida lancelet)
Lineage: Eukaryota; Metazoa; Chordata; Leptocardii; Amphioxiformes; Branchiostomatidae
Product: putative histone-lysine N-methyltransferase ASHH4
Exons: 5
Coding region: 126-482 (118 amino acids)
Molecular function (GO): protein binding
Source: RefSeq, a predicted model, not a curated record